Carassius carassius (crucian carp) is the source of this 1619-nucleotide messenger RNA. Its product is annotated as protein S100-A1-like. Bases 927 to 1268 code for a protein of 113 amino acids. NCBI's taxonomy places the organism in Eukaryota, Metazoa, Chordata, Actinopteri, Cypriniformes, Cyprinidae. The record is from RefSeq and is a predicted model, not a curated record. Gene Ontology annotation, molecular function: calcium ion binding; transition metal ion binding. The transcript has 2 exons.
UGUUUAUUCUUGCAUUGUGAAUGUGUAAACAGAGAGGACAAGAGGUGGGAAAUAGGUAGGAAGAGACAAAUGAAGGAUGGAUGGAGGAAGGGAGGAGGAGUGUAAGGUAUGAUGGGAGGAGGACCAAGUAGGUAUAUAAGAUGCUGGCCAUCGCCUCCCGUCUUCACCAGCAUUCAUCACUCUUCAAGGAACAGAAGAGCAACAACCUUCUAACAACAAGGUAAGAGAAAGAAAAGGAUGGAUGGAAGAAGAGACAGUAAUUGUGAAUUUGUUUAGAGUUCGCAUGUGUGCUGUCUCUGAGCUUCUGGACAUGACAUGCUUGGUCAGAUCAUGUGUUAAAGAAAACUGUGAUGUAAUGAGCUGCCAUUGGACAAAAUUCUUUAAUGUGGCUCUCCACAAGUUCUGUGUGGCUUGUGGCUCAUCUCUAUAAAGCAUCUGAGGAGGCCUUUCUUCUCCACUGAAGUUAUUUUUUGCCAACACAACCCAGUAUGUUUAUCAGUUCAUCCAUCAGGACAGGGCUAAGCUCAAACGGUGGGCAGUGCUUGGUUAAAUAUGUGUGUGUAGUGAGUUUUGGUCAUUGAGAUUGGCUCGGAUUACACUUGGCCAAGUAACUUCCUCCCCAGGUUCAGAGUGUUUCUCCAGUUUAGGAUUUCACCCUUAUCAGGCGAGUCACAUUUCCCUUCUGUAGUUAAGUUAAGCCCCUUGUAGGAUGGUCAAAGCAUGUUGAGCUCGGAAUAUAUUACUGCUUCUUUUGCAAUGUUUUUAUUGUUGUGGUCUGAAGAAAAUAAGUCUGCCUUGUGGUUUGAAAUAUUUAAAAUUACCCAGAAAUACUCCCCCUAAAGAAAACCUUUAGUGCAUCCUUGAGUGCAUUUAUACGUAAGUCUAAAUACAGAUGCUACAAUGACCAAUAAAUCUUUCUUUCCAGAAUGUCUAAUGUUCUAAACUCAGAGAAUGCCUCCACUCUGGAGAAUGCCAUGCAGCUGAUGAUCCAGACGUUCCACAAGUACUCUGGAAAUGAGGGCGACAAAUACACUCUCAGCAGGCAGGAACUCAAAGAGAUGCUAUCGCAGGAGCUGGGCAACUACCUUGGGAAUGCACAAGAUAAGGAUGCAGUCGAUAAAGUUAUGGGAGACCUGGAUUCAAACAACGACGGUGAGGUGGACUUCACAGAGUUUGUCAUCCUCGUUGGUGCCCUCACUGUUGCCUGCAAUGACUUCUUCCUCGAGUAUCAUGAAAAGGAUGGAAAGAAGGUUGAAAAGAAAGAGUAGAGUUGCAUUUCUCCGAACAAAAGCCAACACAUGACCAGCGAAUUAUGAUGAGGGGGAAAUGAGGGGAGGGGAAUAUGUGUGUGUGUGUGUAUGAAUCUUCCUUACUGAUACUUCAAAAGUUUCACAUCAUCUCUGCUUCCACAUCCUGCAUCCAUGCAAUCCUGGUUACACAAAAUGUUCCAUGAGGCAUAACAUGUUUCCAACCCCUGAACCUAUUAGAUGCAUUAUGAAUGAAAUUGUGACAUGGUUUUUGUUGAAUAUGUGAAUAUGUAUUUUUUCCUUUCUUUUGUUUUUUUAACAAUUGGAGUUGUUAAUUUUAAAAUUAUCUCUGCAUAAUAAUAAACAGCAGAU